This is a messenger RNA of Eufriesea mexicana, 1329 nucleotides long. RefSeq names its product O-fucosyltransferase 2 (gene O-fut2). NCBI's taxonomy places the organism in Eukaryota, Metazoa, Arthropoda, Insecta, Hymenoptera, Apidae. The record is from RefSeq and is a predicted model, not a curated record. Gene Ontology annotation, molecular function: peptide-O-fucosyltransferase activity. Gene Ontology annotation, biological process: protein O-linked glycosylation via fucose. The transcript is spliced from 8 exons. Bases 1 to 1329 code for a protein of 442 amino acids.
AUGUUAUUUUUCAGAGUAUUGUGUUUUGUGUUAUUCUCUAUUAAUUUUACACUGAUUACUGUUGCAAAUGAAUUUUGUGAUAAGUCAGAUGGAUAUGAAGAAACUAAUAAUAAAUGUAACAUUCAAUUACAUUAUUCACGUAACCGUUAUAUACUCUAUGAUGUUAAUCCUGUAGAAGGUUUUAAUCUUAGGAGAGAUGUUUUUAUUCGUAUCGCGGUUUUUACAAAGAAUUUAAUUAAACAAGAAGAAAAAUUUAAAUGGCAAUUAGUUUUGCCACCAUGGGGUAAUUUGUAUCAUUGGCGUAGUAAGCACAUAGGAUUUCAAACACAACUGCCUUGGAGUCUGUUUUUUGAUAUUUUAAGUUUACAGAGAUAUGUACCAAUUAUUGAAAUGCACCAAUUUUUGCAAGAGUAUCCUUCAGAAAGUAAUCAAACACAUCUUGAUAUUAUAUAUAUUCUACAAAAUGAUGAAGAAAUGUUCAAAACUGGUAUAUUUGAAGAUAAGAAUGAAGUAACAGAAUGUACUGAUAAAUCGUUACAAUUUUAUAAAGUAGAAUCUGAAAAAUAUGUUGGGAAUUUUUGGGGAUAUCAUAAUAUAACUUCAAAAAUUGUUAAGUGUAUUAAAUUUCAUGGUAUGAUGUCAGGUCUUAAACAAAAUCUUAAACCUAAUGUUUAUAGGUCUGUAAUAUUUGAUCACAUAGAAAUUGCAUUACAUGAUUUCUAUGGUACAAGAGAAUAUUGGAAAGCUAGACGCAGUAUGCGAUAUAAUUUUGAAUUGUAUGAUAUUGCUAAUGAAUAUAGAAAAAAAUUUCUUAAUUCAACAAACCUGCGUGAUAAAACAGAACGACCAGAUGAUUGGACUAAGGAACAGAAUAGAAGAAAUGCAAUUGGAGGACCUUAUUUAUCAGUUCAUUUAAGAAGACGCGAUUUUUUAGUUGGUCGUCCUUCAACAAUACCAACAAUAAAAUCGGCUGCUUUUCAGUUAAAAAAUAAGUUAUAUGAACUUAAAUUAAAAUUUCUAUUUGUUGCUACAGAUGCUACAUGGGAAGAAUUCAAUGAACUUAAAGGAUACCUAUCUGAUUAUAUAGUUCUUAGAUUUAUUCCAUCAGAUUAUGUAUUAAAUAAAUUUAAAGAUGGUGGAAUUGCAAUUAUUGAUCAAAUAAUUAGUUCUUAUGCUAGAUAUUUUAUAGGAACAUUUGAAUCAACAUUUACAUUUAGAAUACAAGAAGAUAGGGAAAUCAUUGGUUUUCCUACAAAAACUACAUUUAAUUAUUUAUGUAAAGAUACUGAGAAAUGUGACUCUAAUGGACAAUGGGAAAUUGUUUGGUAA